This is a messenger RNA of Phaedon cochleariae (mustard beetle), 1065 nucleotides long. The record is from the annotation of a GenBank genome assembly. Lineage: Eukaryota; Metazoa; Arthropoda; Insecta; Coleoptera; Chrysomelidae.
AUGCCUGAAGAAAAGAGACCUUUAGAAGAUUCUCUUAGUAAUGAUGAAAGUAAGAAGAAAUCGAACAUACAAACUGACAGUGGCUGUGGUACAAGUUGUGAUAGAGGAGACUCUGGGACUUCUGAGUGUGACAGUAAAGAGGUGAAAUUGUUCAAUGGAGUUGAAAUAUCCAAACUAACGAAACGACAACGGAAAAAAUACAUGAAAUGUCUGAAAUGGGACCAAGUAAAAAAAGAAAAACGCUUGAAAGAACGUCUCAAAAUGAAGGAAAAAAAAUACCAAGCAAAACUAAAUAACAUAGAUUUAGGUCCUAGUCGAAAGGAAUUGAAGAGAAUCAAAAUGAAAGACAGUCCUUGCAAAGUAAGUGUAUGCAUAGACUUGAGUUUUGAUGAGCUGAUGACAGACAAGGAUAUGGCAAAAACAAUCAAGCAAAUCUUGCGAGUGUAUACUGAAAAUAGAAGAUCUAAAACUCCUAUGCAGUUACACUUGAGUAGUUUCAAUGGGAGGAGUAAAAAAGAAUUCAGUAGGCACCAUGGUUAUGAACACUGGGACCUCAACUUCCAUUCUAUAGAUUAUAUUGAUAUUUUCCCUAAAGAGAAUCUAGUUUACUUGAGUAGUGAAAGUGAUAAUGUCUUGAGUAAAUUAGAUGAUGAAAAAAUUUAUAUUAUUGGUGGACUGGUUGACCACAAUUCCCAAAAGGGUAUAUGUUAUAAUAAGGCAGUUGAACAAGGGAUAGAUCAUGCAAAACUACCAAUUGAUGAGUAUUUUUGGAUGAAGCAUAGAAAAGUUUUGACAAUUAAUCAAGUUUUUGAGAUUUUACUGUAUGUUAGUAAAGGAAGUACAUUCAAAGAAGCUUUUGAACAAAUCCUGCCAAAACGAAAACAGAAAGUAGCUACAAAUAAUGAAACUGAUGAAGAUAAGUCAAUUGAAGAUGAUGAAAAAGGUGUUGACAUCAUGACUGAUAAUGAAAAGAUUAUUAAUCCAGGUGAUGCAACUGCAUUUCAGAAUUCCCAGGAGACAGAAAAUGGAAACUCAUUAGAUCUUCCUCUAUGUACAAAUAUAUGA